This is a messenger RNA of Aspergillus pseudotamarii, 3665 nucleotides long. Its product is annotated as ribonucleotide-diphosphate reductase subunit RNR1. Gene Ontology annotation, biological process: deoxyribonucleotide biosynthetic process; DNA replication. NCBI's taxonomy places the organism in Eukaryota, Fungi, Ascomycota, Eurotiomycetes, Eurotiales, Aspergillaceae. The coding region runs from base 390 to 2954 and encodes 854 amino acids. Gene Ontology annotation, molecular function: ribonucleoside-diphosphate reductase activity, thioredoxin disulfide as acceptor; ATP binding. The transcript is spliced from 4 exons. Gene Ontology annotation, cellular component: ribonucleoside-diphosphate reductase complex. The record is from RefSeq and is a predicted model, not a curated record.
GCGAGAGCGGAAUUUCGUCAUUCGCGUGGCGUGACGAAAGCAUCACGAUCACGUGAGAUGGCGGGUUCUUCGGGGUUCGAUGCUUAAGUAAGGGAGACCCAUUUACUUGGUCCAAACACGAAAAUUCGCGUUGAUAUCCACCGUCAACGCGUUGUUGGUCCCGGCAGCAUCAAAUAUCUGUUGGACUCUCUGCCCCUCCUACUUCUUUUCUUCUUCUCAUCCCCUCUUCACUUCAGUCCUCAGGGCUUCCCUUCUUAUCUUAAAACGACUUUGCCUUUGCUUUUCUCAUUCCAGAGCCUUAGUACUUCAUCCGUUCAUUAAUACUAUUAUACCCUGUUUCUUAUCGUCUUCUUCACGUAUCUUCCGAGCUCUCCCCUCUACACGUCAAAAUGUUUGUCUACAAGAGAGACGGACGCAAAGAACGCGUGCAGUUUGACAAGAUUACUGCUCGUGUAUCGAGGCUAUGUUAUGGUCUUGACCCCGAGCAUGUUGACGCUGCUGCUAUCACUCAGAAGGUCAUCUCUGGUGUCUACCAGGGUGUCACCACUGUUGAACUUGACAACUUGGCUGCUGAGACUGCGGCAUACAUGACUACCACACAUCCAGACUACGCCAUUCUUGCUGCUCGUAUAGCUGUGUCGAACCUUCACAAGCAAACAAAGAAGCAAUUCUCCCUGGUUAUCUCAGACCUAUACCAUUACGUCAACCCAAAGAAUAAGAACCCUGCCCCAAUGAUAUCAAAGGAAACGUACGAGAUAGUAAUGAAACAUGCCGACGAACUCAACUCAGCAAUUGUGUACGACCGCGAUUUCAACUACAACUUUUUCGGCUUCAAGACUCUUGAGCGGUCAUACUUGCUGCGGAUCGAUGGAAAGGUUGCUGAACGCCCUCAGCACCUUUUGAUGCGUGUUUCUGUUGGUAUUCAUGGUAAUGACAUUGAGAAGGCCAUCGAGACCUAUCACUUGAUGUCUCAGAAGUAUUUCACCCAUGCCUCUCCGACUUUGUUCAAUGCUGGUACCCCUCAGCCUCAGCUUGCUUCAUGCUUCCUUGUCGAUAUGAAGGAGGAUAGCAUCGAAGGUAUCUAUGACACGCUUAAGACAUGUGCAUUGAUUUCUAAGACCGCUGGUGGAAUCGGCCUCAAUGUGCACCGUAUCCGUGCUACCGGCUCCUACAUUGGUGGUACCAACGGUUCCUCCAAUGGUAUUGUUCCUAUGCUCCGGGUGUUCAACAACACUGCCAGAUAUGUGGACCAGGGAGGAAACAAGCGUCCAGGUGCUUUUGCUAUCUACUUGGAGCCUUGGCACGCCGAUGUUUUCGAGUUCCUAGACCUCCGCAAGAACCACGGUAAGGAGGAAGUGAGAGCCCGCGAUCUCUUCUAUGCCCUCUGGACUCCGGACUUGUUCAUGAAGCGAGUUGAGGCCAACGGUGAGUGGACUCUCUUCUGUCCUAACGAGGCCCCUGGCUUGGCCGAUGUUUAUGGUGAUGAAUUCGAAGCGCUCUAUGAAAGAUACGAAAAGGAGGGUCGUGGCCGCAAAACUAUCAAGGCCCAGAAGCUCUGGUAUGCUAUUCUGGAGGCCCAGACCGAGACUGGAAAUCCUUUCAUGCUGUACAAGGAUGCCUGUAACAAAAAGAGCAACCAGAAGAACCUGGGAACAAUCCGCAGUUCCAACCUCUGUACUGAAAUCAUUGAGUACACUGCUCCGGAUGAGGUUGCUGUUUGCAACCUCGCCUCUCUUGCCCUGCCCACCUUCGUUGAUGCUACCCGGGGUGAAUACGACUUUGGCAAGCUCCACGAAGUAGUGCAGGUGCUGGUCCGUAACCUGAACAAGAUCAUCGAUAUCAAUUACUACCCUGUCCCUGAGGCUAAGAACAGCAACAUGCGUCACCGCCCCAUUGCUCUUGGUGUCAAUGGUCUGGCUGAUGCCUUCCUUGCCCUUCGUUUGCCAUUCGACUCGGCCGAGGCGAAGCAGCUGAACACCCAAAUCUUCGAGACCAUCUACCAUGGAGCUUUGACUGCUUCAUCUGACCUGGCCAAGGACUUCGGAACUUACGAGUCAUAUGAAGGCUCCCCCGUCUCCCAGGGCAUUCUUCAGUACGACAUGUGGGACCGGACCCCAACUGAUCUCUGGGACUGGGACGCUCUCAAGGCGAAGAUCGCGCAGACCGGCGUGCGCAACAGCUUGCUAGUGGCGCCUAUGCCGACCGCAAGCACCAGUCAGAUUUUGGGCUUCAACGAGUGCUUCGAGCCAUACACCUCGAACAUCUACUCCCGCCGUGUCCUUGCGGGUGAGUUUCAGGUCGUUAACCCUUGGCUUCUCAAGGACUUGGUCGACCUUGGUCUGUGGUCGGACAACAUGAAGAACCGUAUCAUUGCCGAGGGUGGCUCCGUCCAGAACAUCCCUAACAUCCCCGCGGACAUCAAGGCCCUCUACAAGACCGUGUGGGAGAUCUCCCAGCGUUCGAUCUUGCAGAUGGCUGCGGACCGUGGUGCCUACAUUGACCAGUCCCAGUCUCUUAACAUCCAUCUCAAGGAGCCGACUAUGGGUAAGAUCACCAGCAUGCACUUCGCUGGCUGGAAGAUGGGCUUGAAGACCGGCAUGUACUACCUGCGUACCAUGGCUGCCUCGGCUCCCAUCCAGUUCACUGUGGACCAGGAGGCCCUCAAGGUUGCUGAUACCAACGUCGCUCGGGCCAAUGCUUCUUUCCGGAAGCGGGCCGUGGGCGCUGCAUCCAACACGUACUCUGCUGUCCCUCGCUCCCCCACAAGCGAGACCAACGGACAGGCCAAUGGGUCUGUUGAGCCCAACCCACGUGCGGAAGAGGCCGCCAACGGCGAACCCCAGAGCGAGGAUGACCAGAAGACGAGCGAGGAGCGCGAGAAUGAUAUCUAUUCCCAGAAGGUCCUCCAAUGUAGCAUUGAGAACAAGGAAGCCUGCGUCAUGUGCCAGGGUUGAACAUAUUCUAUAUAAUGAUUGGGUUUGCAAUAGGCGCGCGGGUAUGGAUCUGACGUUUUGUUUGUACGCAUUGAUAUCAUGAGUUCGAUGGAUACUGGGUAUUGAUUUAUUUUCUACUGUUUAUUUCGUGGUUUUGCUAUUCUGACGUGCAUGUACUUCAAGAAAAACCUUGACUGGUUUGUCUCUUUAUUUUCAACGUCCUGGGACGGUCUUAAUGGCAAAAAUGUGACUUAGAUAGAAUGGUUAGGAAUCUAACGUUUGUGAUUUAUUCAUGGGGAUUUCUUGUAUCAUGCAAUCCGGACCAGAUGUAGUAGGAGACUGCCAUUGCCUUGCUCCCAGGACAUUGAAGCGACUUGCCGACCUAGGUCGAGGUACUGUUACAUGAUGAGCCGUGAAUCGCCUACGGUCCCUCCAUCAUUGGUGGAGGGAGAAAAUGAGCUGUACCGUCUAGUACUACCCAUAACAAGGGAUCUGCCGUAGCACAAGUCAUAUGAGUGUCUCCCUUGUUGUAUGCACUUUAGUACUCCGGUAUACAGUCGAGCAACAGAGGUGGUAGUAGUCCUGGAACAAGAUACCGAGGAUCAUACCUGAUAGUAUUAUAUCCCCGUAACUUCCAAAAGUGAAACACGGCAGUGCUAUUAUCUAGAUCAGGAGCGUGUGGUUCAUUGUGUGAAUAAGUAUACGCAUUGGUCAAAGAAAAAAAAAACAAGA